This is a messenger RNA of Ambispora leptoticha, 657 nucleotides long. NCBI's taxonomy places the organism in Eukaryota, Fungi, Glomeromycota, Glomeromycetes, Archaeosporales, Ambisporaceae. The record is from the annotation of a GenBank genome assembly.
AUGUCUAUUGAAGAAGCAGAAGCAGCAAUCCAAGAGUACAUAGAGACGACAUAUCCCAGAAAACUGUCUUACAACGAAUUUUUAUCCAAAAAUGAGAAGCUGUUAAUCGCAGAACACAAUCAAAAAACGUGGCCUGAGCAAAACGGACUGUGGAAGAAACGAUUUUUAAAUGUCGUCAAAAAAACGAUUAUAGAUGAGAAUAUGAUUCAAAAAAUUAAAAAUGAAAAAACAGACAAGGAUUUUUGGUGUUAUAUCGAAAAUUCUCAAAAACUAGAAAUAAUUCGGGAGAGACAGGUGAAACUUAUUAAACGGAAAGUUGAUUUGUGCUCAAUAGAGAUCUACGAUAGAUCAACUUCUCAACAAGGAGCUGAAAUUUUGGACCUCUAUCCUCCUCAAAAAAAACUGUGUAAGGACAUCGAACUUGAUGAAGGUGAAAUCAUUGAGAAAUAUGAUGAAAAUUUAGAUACGGCAGAUAAAGGAACCAAGGAAUCUACUAAAUUACAGUCUGAUUCAGAGAAGCUCCGUGAUGAAAUUUGUGAAGUUCGCAGUGAAAUCCGUAACGAAAUUCGCAAUAUAAUUCGAGACGAAAUUCGGGAAAUCUGUAAAGGAAUUUGUGAUGGAAUUCGCGAAGAAAUCCGUGAUGCGUUGAAAAAAUAA